AUUUAAAGUUACCUCUACAAUCAACUGAUAAGUGUUGUAUUCUUAAUUAUUAUAAAUGGUUUGUUUGUUAGCAUGCCUUUCAAAAGCAGCAAACUCAUAAACCGUAAAAAGCGCAAAACACGAUACCAAAACCUUUCAGACACUCAGAAAUCAUCUGGUACUGACUAUUACAAAUCUCAUCGGGACAUUGUUAUUAAAAAAGCUUUACAUUAUCGUUCCCAAAAUGUUGAGAAAGCCACAGCCUCCACAAGGAGAGCUGUAUCCAAGCAUAGGGGUUUACACCCUGAAAAGGCCAAAGCCUCCACAAGGAGUGCUACGGUCAAGUGGCGAAAUUCUGAUCCCGACAAGGCCACAGCCUCCACAAAGAGUGCUGUGUCCAAGUACAGGAAUUCAAAGCCCGACAAGGCCACAGCCUCCACAAGGAGGGCUGUGUCCAAGUACAGGAAUUCAAAGCCCGACAAGGCCUCCACAAGGAGGGCUGUGUCAAAAUAUCGGUAUCUGAAUCCUGAGAAAAGUGCGCUUCAAUCCCGGCAGUCGGUUUCGACCCACUACCGCAAAAACACUCAACGCAGUAGAGCUCUCUCACGGACCUCUACUGCGCGGAGCUAUAUGAAGCAAUUAUUUGUUCUCCGCAAAAAGUCUUCUCAAACCUCUAGAGCGUCGUACAAACGACGUGCGAAGGCUUUUAACGCGAGAAGGAAGCAAAAAUACCCGCUAGCUGAACCAAACGACCAAGUAAUGCACUCCCUUAGGACAAGCCUAGAGGACGUUUUCACGAAAAGCAAGGUCCUUACAAAAUGCAUUCUCGAAGGUUUAGCAAAAAUUCCGAACUGGAAGGACGGCAAAAACAAAGCAGCCCAAAAGUUCACUGCAUGUAAGCUUGCUGCCAGUCAUUUAGUGAGGCUCAGCCUAGCCGAUCGCAGAAAAGCUGUAGCUUGCCUCCUAGGGGUCAAGAGAGACGUCAUGGACCAACGUUUCACGUGCAUUAAGGACUUUGGCCUUAAGUGCCAUACAGAUUGUAGAGAGCCUUACUUUUACGAAGCUGGUUACACCCACGACCACCUGCCUGAAUGUACGUACACUAGUGGCAUACCCAGUAUCGAGGAGCCAGUGCACAAACUGCCCACUCCGAUACAGGUGAAAACGACCGGUGAGUGCAUGCUAGCAGACCACAAACCUAUCGUGUCUGAAAAAACCCCUCAGAAAAAAAAAUUGCCCAAACCAAGGUGGGCCUGUACGGCCAGGUGUAGGCAAGUUUCAAACGUAGAGUUUGAAAGAAUUACCGAUUUGCAGGACAUGUUUUGCGAGGACCUUCAAGUCCUCAGAGACCGCCUGGACGGCCUCCACACGUGUCCGUAUGUGCACACGCACAUACAGGAAUGGGAAGUCCCGCUCGACCCCGAAAUUCCAGAUUUUGAAUCAAAGGCGGGCAAUUUGAGGAUGGGCCAUCCCCACGUUUGUCACUUGUUCGGGAGCGUUUGUGACAAUCAGUUGAGGAUUCUCAGAAACGCUCUCGUGCACUAUCCCGCCCUGUCCAAGUUACAAGGGCAAGUGUACGAGGCAAUAAGAAAGAGCAACAAAAUAUCAAAGCUAGACGCUGGCAUUAAAAACCACGACUAUCAGCUGCUCCUAGAAGCUUGCGAACUAACUUUCGACAAGCUGUUUGAUCGCAAUUGCGUAGAACCACAGGAUGCCAGUAAAUGUAGCGAUACGCUAGACACACCCUUUAGAGUUAAACAUCUAGAAGCUUUGCUCAUGUCUAAGUACGCUAAAUUAAUUCAGCAGUACGAGAAAAAAGUCCGCGACUAUGCGAUACACCCGUGCAUGUGUUGCGACCAACUCUUCCGACGUGCUCAGUGCACUGUGGUGGCCCCCGAGAGCCUUCCCGAUAGUUUUGCCUGGUUAACCGUUACAUGUGUAACCACUGUAAACCAAAGAUAAAGUUGGACAUAAUUCCACCUAGGGCCGUAGUGAACGGUCUAGAAACGGCACCCCUGCCAGACGAACUAAAGGGGCUCGACGCCUUUAGCUUGCAAUUGAUUCAACUAGCGAAAACGUUUCAAACUGUCAUCAGGUUGCAUCCGUAUUCGAAGAAAGUUCCUUCGUACAAUUGUCUCAAAGCGUGCCGCGGUAACAUGUUCAUUCUGCCAUUGCCCAUGGCAAACACGGCUGAAACGCUAGCUCUGAACGAAUGCGGACUGCCUAAACCGCAGCUGUACGUUAAAGUCGAACGU
Halichondria panicea is the source of this 2234-nucleotide messenger RNA. RefSeq lists its product as uncharacterized. The record is from RefSeq and is a predicted model, not a curated record. The transcript has a single exon. NCBI's taxonomy places the organism in Eukaryota, Metazoa, Porifera, Demospongiae, Suberitida, Halichondriidae. Bases 73 to 1941 code for a protein of 622 amino acids.